AAGCUGAUCCGAGAUCAGAGAAUGAAAGCCCGCAUGGAAACACACAGACCGACCCUUCCAUGACAACCAGGAAACUGAAGUGGAAUACUAACCCCUUGUUCCUGCAACUAAUAAAUAGUCACAAUGUUUUAUGCAUAUAGUGUUUUAUUCUUCAUGUUACUUAGUAUUUGCUCUACUAAUGAUACGUUAAACAUAAAACCCGCCUCGAAACCGGUGCGUUUGUUCACCGAGGAAGAGUUGAAAAGAUACGAUGGGAGCGAGGACGGCCAACCAAUCUACAUGGCCAUUAAAGGAGUUGUGUUUGACGUCACAACUGGAAAAGAGUUUUAUGGCAAGGGUGCACCCUAUAAUGCCCUUGUGGGCAAGGACUCAUCCAGAGCUGUCGCCAAAAUGUCCCUUGACCCAGCAGAUCUCACACAUGAUACUACCGGCCUUACAGAGAACCAACUAAUGUCCCUUGAGCAGAUAUUCACAGGCACAUACAAAACAAAGUACCCAAUCGUGGGAUACACCAGCAGACGCAUUCUCAAUGAAGACGGCAGCCCCAAUAAAGACUUUAAACCUGAAGAUCAACCUAAUUUUAGCAUUAAAGAUGAAUUUUGAUUCUAAGACUUAAACUUAGUACAACAGAAAUUGACUUGAUGAUAAAACAACCUAACAACAUAAUGCAAUUCUCAAUCCAUAUCAUAAUUGUUUGUGACCUCUCACUGUAUUCUAAGUGGGCAGGUGUUGAUUUGGUGUUGCCUGGUGGUCUUACAGCCCACAACCUAGAAAACACUAUGAUGCAUACUAUCCCACGUGGGGUUUUUUCCCUGGUGGGCUGGCUUGAAAGUCAUUCAAAUGAGGUCACCUACAGGUGUGAUUUAAAAAAAAAAAAAAAAAAAUAGUUGACUUGUUGGGUGUUUUUACAUUAUUGUUGUAAGAAAUUACAUUUAAAUGGUGAAAAACGUGUCUAUGAUUGUAAACAUGCAUUAAAUAACUUGGUUCCUUUCACUGUACACAAGGGGAAAGUUUGGUGAUUCGCAUCAGUUACAUUGCUUUGUGGUCAUUCGUGUUAUAUAUUAAGAAGUUAAGUAUUGAUGUUUGUCAUUGCUCAACAACAUGUUUUACUCAAACACCUUCUCAGUCAUAAUUAUAGUGUUUGUGUCUAUUUUCUAAGAUAUGUCUUUGAUGACCAGAAAUGUAUCACACCACUCUGAGAUGUUUGUCUAUGUGACUUUGCUUGUUGUAUUGUAAUAUUACAAAAAAAUAUAUAAAAAUAAAAUAAAAAUA
This is a messenger RNA of Myxocyprinus asiaticus (Chinese sucker), 1272 nucleotides long. RefSeq names its product neudesin-like. Lineage: Eukaryota; Metazoa; Chordata; Actinopteri; Cypriniformes; Catostomidae. Gene Ontology annotation, cellular component: endomembrane system; membrane. The record is from RefSeq and is a predicted model, not a curated record. The coding region runs from base 124 to 603 and encodes 159 amino acids. The transcript has 4 exons.